This is a messenger RNA of Hyla sarda, 2251 nucleotides long. It is a transcript of the gene RUNDC3B, whose product is annotated as RUN domain containing 3B. The record is from RefSeq and is a predicted model, not a curated record. The transcript has 11 exons. Bases 337 to 1656 code for a protein of 439 amino acids. Lineage: Eukaryota; Metazoa; Chordata; Amphibia; Anura; Hylidae.
AGAAGAAGAAGCUGGAUCCAGCUGUAUGACUAAGGAGCAGCUGCUGUGCAAGGAGAGGAGCAGUCACUGGGGGGCUAAGCCAUUACCACACUGCACCUGCUGUCCUGCAAAGUGUCAUAUCCUGAGGAGGGUGCCAGGCUGCAGCCCUGUGCCCAGCUGGAGUGCCCUGAUGACAGACAAGCCCUGACCCCCUCCCCAGUCCUCUGCUGCACCCCAGCCUGUGUCCAGAGUGACAUCAGCAGAGACACCAGAAGAAGAGGAGGGGGGGAGCAGCUCAUCAGUCAGGACCAUAAUAUUCCUAUAGAGGAGACAAAAGGCUGGCAGUCCAGUGUGGAGAUGGCUUCCCUCAGCUUGUCCAGGAAGAAGAAUGCCUCCAGGAAUGCAGCGGUGGAGAGGAAGAACCUGAUCACAGUCUGCAGAUUUUCUGUAAAAACGCUGAUCGACCGUUCCUGCUUUGAGACCAUUGAUGAUUCUGCCCCUGAAUUUUUAAACUUUGCCUCCAUUCUGGAACAGAUCCUAAGCCAUCGUCUCAAAGGUCAGCUCACUUGGUUUGGCUAUGAAAGUCCUCGAAGCUUCUGGGAUUAUAUACGGGUUGCAUGUUCCAAAGUAUCUCACAGUUGUAUCUGUAGUAUUGAGAACAUGGAGAAUGUCAGCUCCUCGAGAGCUAAGGGUAGGGCUUGGAUCAGAGUUGCACUUAUGGAAAAACGCUUGUCCGAGUAUAUUACAGCUGCACUGAGAGACUAUAAGACGACAAGGAGGUUUUACGACGAUGGAGCGAUAGUCUUAGGUGAAGAAGCAAACAUGCUUGCGGGUAUGCUGCUCGGACUCAAUGCCAUUGAUUUUAGUUUUUGCCUUAAAGGAGAGGGCCUGGAUGGGAGUUACCCAGCCGUCAUAGACUACACGCCAUAUCUCAAGUUUACUCAGAGCUCUGAUAGCAUCAGCAGUGAUGAGGAAGAGCUCAGGACAUUAGGGAGCAGCGGCAGCGAGAGCAGCACCCCAGAAAAUUUUGUUCCGCCAUUCCUGGAUGAAAACAGCUGGUACAACAAGUGCAAGAAGUCGGAACAGAAGUAUCGGCUCGCCUUGGAGCAAAAGGGAUACCUCGAAGAGUUGGUCCGUCUGAGGGAAGUUCAGCUCUCGGAUUCUGUGACUCAGAACAAAUUGUUACUUCAGAGGAUUAAAGAUAUAGAACUGAACCACAAACUGGAGAAGGAGCAGCUGGAAUACAUCAUUGUGGAACUCCAGGACCAACUGACUGUACUAAAGAAUAAUGACUUAAGAUCGAGACAGGAGUUAACCACUCACCUCACCAAUCAGUGGCCUUCCCCAGGAGCUCUGGAUGUUAAAGCUGUGGCCCUGGAGACUUUGCUUUACCAAAAGCACAAUGAACAGUGGGAUGAUAAAACGUUCCACCGUUUGGGGCACCUAUCAGCAGAUGCCAGCUUGUCUCAGAUUUCGUUUGACCCUGGGCAUUCGCAUGAUGGAAAACUUGACAGCUCCCGCCUAACUGGAGGUAAAGAAGAAACCCCUUCCUUACUGGGACUCUGUGGAUCCUUAACCUCUGUCGCGAGUUACAAGUCCCUCACAAGCCUCAAGUCCAGUGAAUGUCUUGCCAGUCCCACCACAGAGAUGACAAGCCCAGGCCUAACCCCAUCAUGAACCGAGUACGUGUACAGGAAAGGACAAGCUUGUUCUCUCUUAUUUUUUCAUAUGCAGACUAUACUCCAUUUCUGGACGGCUGCAGAAGAAGGCACAAUGUCUUGCUAAACCCAUUGACUUAAUUUUUGGCCUUUUUAAUUAUUUUAUUUUUUUUUGGUUCAGAAUGUAUCACACCGAAAAUGUUUUUUGUUUUAAGUGGGUCUGACUGGUAACUGCACGUUAUGGUGGUUGUACCAUGAUGCCACCAGUCAAGGUGCCACUGUCCGUGUGACAAUAGUCCUUACCCCCGCUGGUAAGUCACCAGUAUUUGCCCAUUCCAUCCAAGUAUGCAGCUUAGCACUGGACUGAAACGCGUCUACACUAAACAAUUGAUUGUCUCACAUGGUGAUGUGGCACCAUCUGUUCGUCUUUGUGUUGUUUUAUUUCGGUCGCAGGCUUUUCUUCCUUUUUGUGCCAUAUGCAGGUCUACAUGGCUGAACACGUGGGCCUUUUUUUCUAUUUUUGUAUGUGCAAGGUUAAUCCUUCCAUUAAAAAAAAAAAAGUACAAAACAUAGAAAUAAAACAUGGGUUGUCAGCAAACGUUCUAUGGUAAUUU